Molecule: messenger RNA, 1334 nt
Organism: Anopheles nili
Lineage: Eukaryota; Metazoa; Arthropoda; Insecta; Diptera; Culicidae
Exons: 2
Coding region: 1-552 (183 amino acids)
Source: RefSeq, a predicted model, not a curated record
AUGGCGGAAGGAACCUACGAGUACGAGUGCAUGCGAGCGGAGUUGCUGGGCUUGGCCCAUCCCAGUCGAGAGGAGUUCGAGGAAAAGCAGAAGCUAAGACAGGAAACCGAGGUCGAGGAGCAGCUCACCGAGCAGUUGAAGGAAGUUGACCUGCAGGACGAGUCCAUGCAGGGCACGUCCGGUAAGAUGGAUGAGCUGAACAGCAUCCUUACCGCGACGCAGCAGAAGAUAAACAAGUUCAAAGUGGCUUGCGGGAGCUUGACGAGUCUGUUGAAGCUUCGUCCGUCCACACCGAGCCAUGAACCGGCAGCAUCCACCGAAGAUGGUACAGCCCCAGAAGGGAAAACUAUCAACGACGCGCUGGAUACGCUCGACGACAUGAAGGAGUUGAACGCCGCCUCUGAGGCGUCAGUGGCGAAGUCUGCCGCUCAGGACAUUGGCCAGAAAAUGUCAGCCCAACUGGGCAAACUGGACUCGCUGCUGUACAAGGCGGACAACGCCACCUACUCGAUGAAGCACCAGACGGAUCAGAUGAAAAAGAUCGCCAAGUAAAGACAACAUUGGGUCAGUGGCACCCAGGCCAAACACCAACCGCACGACUCCGGCAACGAUGGCAAGGACACCGGGCACUGCUCGGGAACUUGCCCAUACCGUACGCUUAUGAUAAAAAAACGCGUGUGCAAAUAAUAUUAUCUCCACUUACUGUUCUAUCGAUCAUACAUACGUAGAUAUAUUGAAAAAGAAAAAAAAAGGAUACACCCUGCGAGGUGCGUUUCCGCGGCAAGGAUCUUGAUUAUACAUUCGCGAGCUGCUUGAAAGGACAACGCCACCGUUACGUUACGCGUCCGGGCGUUUCUUCAGGUCGCACCGAGCUAAAACCGUCGUUUAUUGUAGCUUCUAUCCGCUGUUUGCUGCAUCGUACAAAUCUGCUUUCGUUUCGGCUUCCAUUCGCGCUUUCGGCUAAAGCGGUCGGUCUUCCAUCAAAACUGGAAUAGCACAGAAACGAACGAAUCGGCCGGAACUGGCUCGAUUAUUACACCUUGUUAGGAACAUUAGCCCGUUGGAUUGGCCCAUUGCCGUGCGUCUUGCGGAACCGAUUGUGAUAUAUACAUACAUACAUAUACAUACAUAUAUAUAUAUAUACACACACAUUACGUGGUUUACGUUGUAUAGUUCGAUGUAUUUAGUUGGCCGCGCCGCGAUCGGCGACGCGCGCGCAAACGAUGCUUCCAGGAGGAGUUGUGUCCUUUCCCGUGUUACAUUUGGCGUUUGUUUUUUUACAUUUUUGUUGGUGCUCUUGGGUUUUUAAGGGAGCGUCCGGUCGUGCCGGGGCU